This is a messenger RNA of Annulohypoxylon maeteangense, 1779 nucleotides long. RefSeq lists its product as uncharacterized. The transcript is spliced from 5 exons. Lineage: Eukaryota; Fungi; Ascomycota; Sordariomycetes; Xylariales; Hypoxylaceae. The record is from RefSeq and is a predicted model, not a curated record. The coding region runs from base 1 to 1779 and encodes 592 amino acids.
AUGGAUAGUCAAAGAUCUUUUUCGGAGACUGAGACGUGUCUCUUUAAUAAAAUUUCUGGGGCUGUCCAUGCCACAAGCGAAAAUCAGAAGAACCUUCUCAAAUCGUUUAUUUGUGGUGAGUCGAUUUCGGAGUGGACCCAAUUAGUGGCAAUGAUGGAAUCGAACGGCCCUUUAAGUAUCCUAUCUGAGGACGAACUGAAAUACUUAAACGCUUUGAAUGCGACCAGUCGUGGUCAUCAAUCAUCACAAGCUCAGGGGGGAGUGGGCAUAUUCUCUAAGAUCCAGCCUAUACCUGGUCAGAAGACUACCGAUCAUAACCUCGUUAAAGCGGCCACUAAAGACAUGGUUCAAUAUAACGAUGUCUUGGAGAAGCUACUAGUGAAGUAUAGAGACUAUGUUCGUUCUAGCAUCUCCGGUCUUCAAACCUAUGCAAAGACCGAUAAUGGAGCCUCGGUAUUUGAGCAAAAGAUCGCCCAACUGUCUUCCAGAAGGGAUUCGCUUAAGAAAGAGAUUCAUUCACUAGAGAACAAAAUCAACAAUCGUUUCGAUCGACUUGAAGAUACUUCUCGAACCGAGCCCAACAUAGCGGAGUCAGAGGGUGGUUUAUCUGAUAGGAGCUCGAAGUCCAUCGCUCUAACGGAAGUAUUCAAAACAACACUCCCAUCAUAUGAUCAUAUCCUUAGUAGAUUAAGUGCUCUACAUGGUGAAUUGAACUACGAUGUGGGUGAAGAUGAUACAAUCCUUCAGACAGCCAGACGGCAUGCUACCCAGAUUGUGCUGUCAUUAGCCACCAAGUGUCGUGCAUCAUUAGACACAGUUUUCCUAGAGGCCUCACUUACCUAUAAUAGACGCGCAUCUUACGCAUCUAAUUACGCGCGAGACAUCAACGACGAACGUGAGGCCGUAUAUGCCGAGAUACAAUCCCUCUGGGAUGAGAUGGUACCCCUCUCACACAUGGUUGUGGAGAAUGAAUUUCUCAAACCCAUCUUGAAAAAGACCGAAACACGUUCUGACAGACAGGGUACAAGAGAUAUGAUAGUUUCGAGCUACACGUCUGCCAUGCUUCGCUUCAUGAACGAGCGCCUCCGUAUUCUGGUAUCCCGCAUCCAGAUGCUAGUUUACCAUCACCAAACUCUCUUAAACGCCUUCACGAUUGUGAAUAGUAAAACAGGGGCCAGAUCGACUAAGGGGUUAGGCACAGCGAACAUGCAUCGGGCACAAACCAAAGAGGGCGGAAAGUCGAAGGGCCAUACACUCAUGAAUACUAUUCGACGUCAAAUGGAACUUUACGGUUCCGUCCCGAUAGAUGUCGAUAAAAUGUCCCAAACAGCCCCUACACCCACGUCCCACAUGCAGGUCGAUAAGUUAGACCGAUAUGUCACCUCGCGGCAGAAAAAAGGCGACGACAUCGCAAGGAAUGUGCACAGCUAUUUCGAAAGGGCGGCGAAAUCGCAAAUUACGGAUGCUGAAUUCGGGGCUCACCUCCUCUUGGAUUCCGUCAUUGCCGACAGUACCGCCGGUAGCCGGGUGGGUGGUCAUGUCUACGACGACCAGCAAGUUGAGGAUUCCGUUGCCACAAUAAAAUCCCAAACGAACGAAAUCGAAACGACGUUCAGAAAGCUUCGAGAAGGAGCCGGGACCCCGUCUUCGGCAUCGGACUUCGUCACGUAUGCUUACAAUAAGUCCGUUAAGCAAGUUCCCUCGGACGACUCUGAGAAGUGCCCUAAGUUUGCGGCUAUCGUCCAGAAAUGGGGGGACUCUGCAGGGUUUACGAAUUAA